Molecule: messenger RNA, 2661 nt
Organism: Numida meleagris (helmeted guineafowl)
Lineage: Eukaryota; Metazoa; Chordata; Aves; Galliformes; Numididae
Product: keratin, type II cytoskeletal 75-like
Exons: 9
Coding region: 1096-2661 (521 amino acids)
Biological process (GO): keratinization; intermediate filament organization
Cellular component (GO): keratin filament
Molecular function (GO): structural constituent of skin epidermis
Source: RefSeq, a predicted model, not a curated record
GUGUGAACAAGAGACUGUGACAAAAUGUUCCAUUUUCAUUCCUUCCUAUCUCUCUCUCUAUAAAUACAUAUAUACAGAUAUUAUUUUUAAGAAUCACAGAAGAAUGAAUCCACAGGAGUAGAAUUUUCAGAAGACAUCAGCUCAAGGAACUGAGUCUACAUAGAGACAAAAGUAGAAGUAUGUGUGUAGAUGUACUGCAGAAGGGGAUAAUGCAGCUUAUUUCAAGCUAAAAGAGGGAGAUCUGGGUCAGACAUGAGAGGGAAAUUCUUCACCCAGAGGGCAGUGAGGUCCUGAUAUUACUGCCCAGAGAAGUGUGGGCGCACCUUGGGCUGCUCAGUGCCAUAGAUGGGUCCUGAGCAGCUGAUGGAGGGAUGGGACCAGCCCAAGGGCUAGGGGUAGGGCUGGGGGGGCUUUAAGGUCCCUUCUUGCCCCAGCCAUGCUGUGAUUCCAUGGUUCUGUGAUCUUGAAGGACCCUCCCAAUCCAAGACACCUGCAGAUUCUGUGACUCCAUGAUACCACAAAAUCCCAGGAUAAAGCAAUGUGCAGUGUUCUACAGGACUGUAGAACGCUGCUCUGCCAACACAUUCCUUUCCCUAAGACACCAAGGACUGCAACUUCUUAAAGCCCCAUUCUCAGAGAUGGGCUGAGGAGAGCAGUCCCAUGGACCGAAGCUCCCAGAAGCUGAGUGACAGCUGCUCCAAACGGUGUUUCCUUCCCGUGCCCAGGGUGAGUCACUGCAGCUCCCAAACGCUUUGAUAUGGUACGGAGUCCGCCUGUCUACAAAGACGGCAGAAGGCGACAGUUAUUCCCAAACAAUACCACUGUUGCUCAGAACUUGGCCGUAUUAUUUCAGAAGGGCGUGUGUGCAGAGUGAGUUCUCUCUCCAGAAUGCUGUUGGACGUGCCAAGCCUAAUUAAUCAGAAAGACGAUCCACCUCAUCAAACCCAUCCCAGUCUCAUAAAUGCAUAAAAGGGCUCUCCCGAGCCCGUGCGGAGCACAGGUUCAUCUUUCUUCUUUCCCUCCCACUCCUUGCUCCAGGCCAGCACCUCCACUGCUUCCCUCGUGCCGUAGCAUCCACUCCAUCCCAAACCAGCCAUGUCUCGCCAGUCCACCGUCAGGAUCCAGAGGGGGAGAAGUGGCUUCAGUGCUGCGUCGGCCAUCGUGCCUGGCACGUGCCGCACCAGCUUCAGCUCGCGCUCCGUCACCCGCGUUGGGGGCUGCAAUGCCGGCAGUGGCUUUGCAAGGGUUGGAGGUGGCUUUGGGAGCAGAAGCCUCUACAAUUUUGGUGGAUGCAAGAGGAUCUCCAUGGCUGGAAGGGGUGGGGGCUUCUAUGGCUCCGCAGGGUUUGGUGGAGGUGCUGGAAGCAUGCUGGGCUACGGAUAUGGGGCCUUUGGAGGGGGCAUGGGCGCUGGUGGCAUCCAGGAGGUCUCCAUCAACCAGAGCCUUCUGAAGCCCCUCAACCUGGAGAUCGACCCCAGUAUCCAGAGGAUCCGAAAGGAAGAGAAGGAGCAGAUCAAAACCCUCAACAACAAAUUUGCCUCCUUCAUCGACAAGGUCCGAUUCCUCGAGCAACAAAACAAAGUGCUGGAAACCAAGUGGAGCCUGCUGCAGGAGCAGGGGAUGAAAACGGUUCGGAACAACCUGGAGCCGCUCUUUGAGACGUACAUCAACAACCUGAGGAUGCAGCUGAACAGCCUGCUGAGCGACAAGGGGAGGCUGGAGGGAGAGCUCGUCAACACACAGUACCUGGUUGAGGACUUCAAGAAGAAGUAUGAAGAUGAAAUCAACAGGCGAACCAUUGCAGAGAAUGAGUUUGUGACACUUAAGAAGGAUGUGGACGCUUCCUACAUGAACAAGGUUGAGCUACAAGCCAAGGCAGAUGCGUUGACCGAAGAAAUCAAUUUCCUGCGAGCCCUCUAUGAAGCCGAGCUGUCCCAGAUGCAGACCCAGAUUUCCGACACCUCCGUGGUGCUGACCAUGGACAACAACCGCAACCUGGACCUGGACAGCAUCAUUGCCGAGGUGAAGGCGCAGUACGAGGACAUCGCCAACCGCAGCCGGGCUGAAGCCGAGUCCUGGUACCAAACCAAGUAUGAAGAGCUGCAGGCUACCGCAGGCAGGCACGGGGAUGACCUCCGCAGCACCAAGCAGGAGAUCUCUGAGCUCAACCGGCACGUCCAGCGGCUGCGGGCUGAGAUUGACAGCGUGAAGAAACAGUGUGCAAACCUGAAAGCAGCCAUCGCGGAUGCUGAGGAGCGCGGGGAGCUGGCCCUGAAGGAUGCCAAAGCUAAACUGGCUGAGCUGGAGGAUGCCCUGCAGCAGGCAAAGGCAGACCUCGCCCGGCAGCUGCGUGAGUACCAGGAGCUGAUGAACGUCAAGCUGGCCCUGGACAUUGAGAUCGCAACCUACAGGAAGCUGCUGGAGGGCGAGGAGUGCAGGCUGGCUGGAGAUGGUGUCCCAGUGAAUAUCUCCGUGACCAGAACCACCAUGGGAUCAGGAUACGGAGGAGGAAGCAACCUCAGCAUGGGAGGGGGCAUGUGCAGCAUGGGGAACAACUACAGCUGCAGUGGGCCUGGGGGAAGCAGUGCCCUGGGUGGGGGCAGCAGCUCCAGCGUGAAGUUCUUCUCCAGCUCCUCCACCCGGAGAAGUUACAGGAGCUAA